UAAUCGUGUGUGCACUUCGUACCCAUUGAGGUACGGGGAAGGUGCUGUGAAUAUGUAACGCCAUGUAGUUUUAUUUAUUUAGUAAACUUCGCGUGAUCGCAUGUACACCGUCACCAUGGAAUGAUUUAAUUGUUGCUGUCCAAAGAGGAAUAACUACACGCAAUUGACUAGGGCUACGAAAACCAGCGCAUGUUUUUGCGAGUGGCCCAGGUCUUAUAUAAAGCAGCUAGCUAGCGUCCGGAUCGAAAAUGGAGACGGGGAUACAACACCGUACGGAACAAUUUGUCCACGAUAUAUCCAACCCUGAUGCAGCGGGUCUGUGUGCAGAAAUGCUUGAAGUGGCGGAGGAGGCCAGCCGCGCAGGGGACUUUGAUUUCGCUGCAGAGAUCUACGGGUCUCAACUAGCGGAUCUCGCCCAACCGGAUCGGGGACUUUGUUUGCGCAGAGCAGACGCCUUGGCUCGGUGCGGGCGGAUAGCCGAGGCGCUGGACUCCUACUGCACGGCCGCCAGUCUCAGCAGACUCCGGUCGGAAGAACUGGGACUUUUAGUCGAAAGCAUCGCGCGGAGCCUGCGGGAUAAAAACGAGUCCCUAAAAAGUAUAGAGAACAAACCCGGCUGCCAACUGAGCGGAGAUGGGGGCAUUGAGGGUAGCGAGGGCGCGCUAGAAGAGGAGAAAUCUCUAGACCUGUUUUCAUGUCGGCUUUGCAAGUCCUUGUUGACCGAGCCUACAACCUUACAGUGCGGGCACACUUUCUGCAAACGAUGCCUGGACAACGAUAGCGUCACCGAAUGUAGCAUGUGCAAAUAUAAGCUGAACAAAAAGAACGGAAUUAUCCAGCCCAUGGGUUUCAGAGUAAAUGUGAUUCUUAGUGGCUUGCUGGAAAAGUGGUUCGACUCGGAAAGCAAAGCCAGGCGGUACUGGCUUGAAGGGGAAAGUUUGUGGAAACAGAAGGAUUAUCCGGAAGCGCUCGAGAAGUAUAACCAAGCUGUAGAAUUAGCUCCGUCAGACUAUCAGCUGAUUGGUCAGAGAGCCAGGCUGCACGUGGACAUGGAGAGCUUCAGCCAAGCAGCCCAGGAGGCGGACAGCAUGUGCCAGCUGAAGCCGCUGUGUCCCGAGGCACACUACCUGAAGGCCACAGCACUGAGUAAGUUGGGGCGGAAGGAGGAAGCUCUGCAGGAGUACUUCCUGUGUGUGGCGCUGAAGCCAGGCUGGGCUGUGGUCAGGCGGGAGGCCCAGAAGAUUUUGAGCGAGGUGUUCUCCUCGGUGUUUGAGCGCGAAGGCCUGCCCACCCCCCUGCGCCCCCACCAGGGUGGUGCCAUCUCCUCCUGCUUCAAGCCCUCAGCCCUCCCGGGGUCCGCCCUGCCCCCCCCGCACAGCGAGGGUGCGCUGGCCGGCUGCUCCAAGGACCCGGCGUGGAGUCUGGCUAAGACGCUGGCGUGUGAAUUCCGGGCGAAUGCUGGCGAGCUGACCCCCCUGGCUCAUGGCACGCUUGAUCCCCCCUCUCUGGAGGACCCCAAAACCUUGACCGCCGUCCUCUCCAGCUUCCCCGCCCACCCCAGCCUGAAGAGAAAAUGCCCCAGUGAUGUCACAGCUCUCAGCCCCCCCACCAAGCUGCUAAAGCCAGAUGGGACCUGUUCCCCUCCCUGUGGGGGGAGGCAGGUGCCCCCUGAGCUGCUGGACAGUGCGGAUAUGGAGUGCUCCCUGUGCAUGAGGUUGUUCUACGAGCCCGUGGCCACGCCCUGUGGACACACCUUCUGCCUGAAGUGUCUGGAGCGCUGCCUGGACCACAACCCCACCUGCCCACUGUGCAAGGAGAACCUGUGUGAGUAUUUGGCCACCAGGGGGUAUCAUAAGACGCUGCUAAUGGAGGAGGUGCUGGUGCGCUACCUCUCUGACGAGCUCGCUGAGAGGAAGAAGAUCCAGGAGGAGGAGCUGAAAGAGCUGUCCAACUUGACCCAGGAAGUACCCAUCUUUGUUUGCACCAUGGCAUUUCCCACAAUCCCUUGCCCUCUGCAUGUGUUUGAGCCUCGCUACCGACUGAUGAUUCGGCGCUCCAUGGAAACCGGAACCAAACAGUUCGGCAUGUGCAUCGCUGACGAGCAGAAAGGGUUUGCAGACUACGGCUGCAUGCUGGAGGUUCGCGAUGUGAAGUUCUUCCCGGACGGUCGCUCGGUGGUGGACACCAUCGGCGUGUCCCGAUUCAAAGUGCUGAGCCACGGACAGAGAGACGGCUACAACACCGCCAAAAUCGAGUACCUGGAGGACCGGAAGGUGGAGGGGGCGGAGCUUGUGGAGCUGCUGAGGCUGCAUGACUCUGUGUAUGAGCAGGCCUCCGCCUGGUUCUCCUGUCUGAAGGACAACCUGAAGAGCCAGAUCCUCAGCCACUUCGGCAACCUGCCCACUAAAGACUCCAGCCCGCAGGGCAGUCCUGGUGGGCCGGCCUGGUGCUGGUGGCUCCUGGCCGUUUUGCCGCUGGAGAACCGUGCCCAGCUCACCAUCCUGGCCAUGACCUCCCUCAAAGAGCGCCUCAUCGCCAUCCGCCGCGUCCUCAUCUUCGUCACCUGCAAACGGGCACGGUGACUGACCGCCGCGUCACCAUGGGGACCGGGCCACGUGGAGGGGCGGGGCUCUACGGGGACCAGUGUGGUGCUCUGUGCUGCUUUCUGUUUGUUCUUGUUUGUUUUCUGAAAUGUGGGUCCCGUGUGAUUGGUUGGGACUGCAGUGCAUGCGUUGCUGUUGUGGCUCAUCUGCACAAUGCUGGAGUUUCAGCAGCGUUUUUAAUUCAUUGAUCCAGCGGCUCUACUCCACCCCCCCCCCACGCUGGGACCUGCCUAUUGCCACAUGGCCCCGCCCCUCUCCAGGUGUGGACACGUUGGGGGGCUCAGUUCAGUUGUUAAAGACCCACUAGAGAGCUGUGCCUCUCUCUGUGCUGCUUUAAAUUAUUAAGGAGUAAAGUGCAACUUACUGGUUCAUUUCCAACAGAAAAGAAUUUUUGAAGAUAAAGUACAUAUGGGAAAAUAAGCCGGCAUGUUGAUGUGUGUUGGUGCUGGCUGCCGCUUGGUCUCCUGGUGUGUGUGAGGUGUGCGGUCUGUCAGCUCCGGUUAGAAAACAGCAAUCUGUCAGUAUCUGGGUGUGUGUUCUCUACCCGGCCCAUAGAGGGAGCUAUCUGACCAAUUCAGUGAUCUCCCUGUCCAUGGAGACCUAGAGCGUUACUGUCCGUGUUUCACAUAAAGAGACUGCACUUGUUGCACAAAGCUAGCUUCAGCACAGAAGGCCCAAAGCCUUCCUAUAGCUUCCUAAACCAGCCUGUGGCUCUGUAGGACCAGGGAGGGGACCCCAAAACACUCUGUGACUGUGUAGGCCCAGGGAGGGGACCCCAAACUCUCUGUGACUCUGUAGGACCAGGGAGGGGACCCCAAAACAGCCUGUGACUCUGUAGGGCCAGAGAGGGGACCCCAAAACAGCCUGUGACUCUGUAGGACCAGGGAGGGGACCCCAAAACACACUGGCUCUGUAGGACCAGGGCUGGGGACCCCAACACACACUGGCUCUGUAGGACCAGGGCUGGUGACCCCAACACACACUGGCUCUCUAGGACCAGGGCUGGUGACCCCAACACACACUGGCUCUCUAGGACCAGGGCUGGUGACCCCAACACACACUGGCUUUGUAGGACCAGGGCUGGUGACCCCAACACACACUGGCUCUGUAGGACCAGGGCUGGGGACCCCAACACACACACUGUGGCUCUCUAGGACCAGGGCUGGGGACCCUUGUGCUUGAAGUAAACCGAACCUCUACUCCUCAGAAUUUGGGGAUGGGCUUUGCCCGAUGCUGCUGCUGCCCGUGUUCGCUGCCCUGUCAGGCUGGCAGAGGGCAGCUGGUUGGUUGCUAUGGCAACUUACACCAGACUUUUACCUCUUAAAACAAAAAAAAAAAACUGCGGGUCUGAUUGGCCUCCUAGCAUGAAGCCGACUCUUUCACCACUGUGAGCACUUACCUGGUGAAAUGAGUUCACUUACCUGGUGAAAUGAGCUCACUUACCUGGUGAAAUGAGUUCAGUUUCCUUCUUGCCUCAUUUUUGUUUCAGAAAACUCUUCCAAACGGCUCCAUUGUAGUUGGCGCUAAAACAGUCUCAGGUGAGAGUCAGCUCUGCUUCAAUGCAUCCUGAAUAACCAGCUCGGUUUGGAAUGUGUCAUUAUCACAUUAUGGUGUAGAUGGUGUUUGAAUUGAGUAGGAUAUGUAUUCAAUCAGUAGUUUUCAGGUAAGGGUUGAACUUUUUUUUUUUUUUUUUAAGUUCUGUAUGUUAAUUGAUUCUGUGUAUUUUUAUGGUUGUCCUGAGCAAAAUCUUUGAACCGUUUUUUUAUUUUUUAUUUUAUUUUUAUUUUUUUGAGGUUCAAUGUACAAUUGAGGCCUUCUACAUGUAAAUAGACAUUUUUUUCUAUUGUGAUUUCAUGUUUUCUUCUGUGUGUGAUCUGUACUGUUUGUGUAAUGUCUCUGGUUACCAUGUCCAAUUCAGACAGAUAAAUGCUGCAUUAUCACAUUAUUUACAUUUGUACUGUAAAAGAUUAUAUUUAACUUAUUUUCAAUUUGAAAUAAAAAUGCCUGAAAGUAAA
Messenger RNA from Anguilla rostrata (American eel), 4618 nucleotides. It is a transcript of the gene lonrf2, whose product is annotated as LON peptidase N-terminal domain and ring finger 2. Lineage: Eukaryota; Metazoa; Chordata; Actinopteri; Anguilliformes; Anguillidae. The record is from RefSeq and is a predicted model, not a curated record. Gene Ontology annotation, molecular function: ubiquitin protein ligase activity; protein binding. The coding region runs from base 249 to 2582 and encodes 777 amino acids. The transcript has 13 exons.